GGGACGCGGAGCCGCGGAAGGGGCGGCGCGUCGGGGUCCGCGUCGGGGUCGCGCGUCGGGCGCGCCGUGGCCCCGUCGGGGCGGUGGGAGCUGCGGAGCCGCCAUGGCGGACCUGGAGGCCGUGCUGGCCGACGUCAGCUACCUGAUGGCCAUGGAGAAGAGCAAGGCGGCGCCGGCUGCGCGCGCCAGCAAGAAGGUCGUCCUGCCGGAGCCCAGUAUCCGGAGCGUGAUGCAGAGGUAUCUUGCAGAAAGAAACGAAAUAACCUUUGACAAGAUUUUCAAUCAGAAAAUCGGCUUUCUGCUAUUUAAAGACUUCUGUUUGAAUGAAAUCGACGAAGCCGUGCCCCAGGUGAAGUUUUAUGAAGAGAUAAAAGAGUACGAGAAACUGGACAAUGAGGAGGACCGGCUGCGCCGGAGCCGCCAGAUGUAUGAUGCCUACAUCAUGAGAGAGCUCCUGUCCUGCACACACACAUUCUCCAAACAAGCUGUGGAACAUGUCCAGAGCCAUCUCUCCAAGAAGCAGGUGACAGCCACUCUUUUUCAGCCAUACAUAGAGGAAAUCUGUGAGAGCCUUCGAGGGGAUAUUUUCCAGAAGUUUAUGGAAAGCGAUAAAUUCACCAGAUUCUGUCAGUGGAAGAAUGUGGAAUUAAAUAUUCAUCUGACCAUGAACGACUUCAGCGUGCACAGGAUUAUUGGCCGCGGAGGGUUUGGGGAAGUGUAUGGCUGCAGGAAAGCAGACACCGGGAAAAUGUACGCCAUGAAAUGCUUAGACAAGAAGAGGGUGAAGAUGAAGCAGGGGGAGACCCUGGCCCUGAACGAGAGGAUCAUGCUGUCCCUCGUCAGCACUGGGGACUGUCCCUUCAUUGUCUGCAUGACUUAUGCCUUUCACACACCGGACAAACUCUGCUUCAUCUUGGACCUGAUGAAUGGGGGCGACAUGCACUACCACCUGUCCCAGCACGGGGUGUUUUCUGAGAAGGAGAUGCGCUUUUAUGCCAGCGAGAUCAUCCUGGGUCUCGAGCACAUGCAUACACGCUUCGUUGUCUACAGAGACCUGAAGCCUGCAAACAUCCUCCUGGAUGAACAGGGGCAUGUGAGGAUAUCUGAUCUUGGUCUUGCCUGCGAUUUCUCCAAAAAGAAGCCACACGCCAGUGUGGGCACCCAUGGGUACAUGGCUCCGGAGGUGUUGCAGAAGGGGACACCGUAUGACAGCAGCGCUGACUGGUUCUCCCUGGGUUGUAUGCUCUUCAAGCUCCUGCGGGGCCACAGCCCUUUCAGACAGCACAAAACCAAAGACAAGCACGAGAUAGACCGCAUGACCCUGACAGUGAACGUGCAGCUUCCAGAUGCCUUCUCCCCAGAACUGAGGUCCCUCCUGGAGGGUUUGCUCCAGCGGGAUGUGAGCCAGCGGCUGGGCUGCUGCGGAGGCGGGGCGCAGGAGGUGAAGGAGCACAUCUUCUUCAAGGGCAUCGACUGGCAGCAUGUGUACUUACGGAAGUACCCACCACCCCUAAUCCCUCCUCGGGGAGAAGUCAAUGCUGCAGACGCCUUUGAUAUUGGCUCAUUUGAUGAGGAGGACACCAAAGGCAUUAAGCUCUUGGACUGCGAUCAGGACCUCUAUAAGAACUUCCCACUAGUGAUCUCUGAGCGCUGGCAGCAGGAAGUGGUGGAGACCAUCUACGAUGCCGUCAACGCCGAUACGGAUAAAAUCGAGGCCAGGAAGAGGGCUAAAAAUAAGCAACUUGGUCAGGAGGAAGAUUACGCCCUGGGGAAGGACUGCAUCAUGCAUGGGUUCAUGCUGAAGCUGGGCAACCCCUUUCUCACGCAAUGGCAGAGGCGCUACUUCUACCUGUUCCCUAACAGACUGGAGUGGAGAGGAGAGGGCGAAUCUCGGCAAAAUUUACUGACCAUGGAACAGAUCUUGUCGGUGGAAGAGACCCAGAUUAAAGACAGAAAGUGCAUUUUAUUCCGAAUAAAAGGAGGGAAACAGUUCGUCUUGCAAUGCGAGAGUGACCCCGAGUUUGCACAGUGGCUGAAGGAGCUGACGUGCACCUUUAAUGAGGCCCAGAGGCUGCUGCGCCGUGCCCCCAAGUUCCUCAACAAACCCCGAACCACCAUCCUGGAGCUCUCCAAGCCACCACUGUGCCACAGAAACAGCAGCGGCCUCUAAACCACAGAGCAGCAAGGCCCGCAGGAGGGGCCCCGGCUCUUCAGUCCAGAAGUGGAAUGGAGCCACGGGGAGCCGUGUGGAGCUGAGACACAACGGUUCUGAGCACCGGGCUUCUCCAGGCUGGGGAUGCCCACGACACCAAGGUGGCCUUGCAGGAGUCGGGACAACCUCUGGGCUGGCCUGUCCACAAUUGAAAUUACUGAAGAAGCAGAAGGCAUUUUUCUGCAUACCCACUUACUUUGGUACCCAUGGCCUCAGAACAGGAAAUGACCUUUAUCACUCAAGCGUUAUUGAGCCUGUCUGGGAUGGGACCACAGUGUCUGGGGCUGCAGUAGCCUGUCCUAGGCACCGAUGUAUCUGAGUGCCUGCCUGGAGUUUGGGGGUGUGUGGCUCCAAAUCCUGGAGGAAGCACAGUAGCCUGGGGUCUCUGUAGGUCAGGGAUAACUCCUGCUUGUCCCAGAGGUGAUGAAGUAGCACUGAGUACCACGUACACUGCCUGCCUCUGGUGGCUCUGCUCUAAGGAUGCCAGUCAGAGAGCAGAGGUAGGAAUGUCCCUUUGAGGAAUGGCCACCUUCUGGUCAACAUGACCAGAGGAGAUGCCCCAGGACUUCAGGUCAAGCGGGAUGUAGGUAACCUACCAGGCACGCGCUUGGGGUCUCCAUGAGGGGCAGGUCUAUGACAGAGUCGUGCUCCCUCUGCCAUGCCUGGGAAGCAUAUCCGAGGACAUGCCUAAGGCACAAGAGUAUAAUUUAUAAUGAACUCACACUGAUGGGUGGCAGUGGCCAGCGGUCUCCUGUACGCCCUGGCAUGCCCACAUCCUUCUGUCACUGAUGCACUGUGCAGUGGGUUAUUCUCAUGGGGGCGGCAGUUUGCCCAGCACCCUUCCCGAAAAGUUACUUCCUCCACCGCUGCCCCGAAUAAAUGCUGGGUUCCUGUGUCACCGCACUGAAACAGAAGUCCUUGAAGGGCUCCGCGGACUUGUCAAGCUCCUGGGGGCUGUGUUUCUAGAUGAACUGCUGAGCACGUAAGAACCUGACAUUGAAGUUCUUUGCAUUCUGUCCUAGAUCUGACAGUUCCCAGUGUGUACCGUUGUGUUUCUAUGCUGGGAAAAUAAGUUUUUAUUUAUUUAUUUUUAACAUUGCAAUGAUCUUUUGAGGGUUUGGAAGAUAAUUUACCCGUGACUAUGCAGGUGCGUGGGGGAGUUGUGAGGCUCAAUGCCCAUCUCGUUGCCCGUUCAGGGUUCGAGUCCACAUCCAUGUACCACUGUUCACUGCCUCUAGUGUGGGAAUGUGGCUGCAGCCUAGCACGGGCACCCUGCUUGCUUAAAGAGAAUGGUAUUCAGAUUCUAUUGCACAUAUGCACACUUAGUUAAGUGUUGAUGUUACUGUGUGGGUGUGGCUGGGGUGGGCAGCUCAUACAAGCUCAAGCAGACCUGCAGGGGUGGGAGCUGCAUCUCUGGCCAAUUCAGGGGAUAUACAGUACCCUCUGCCAAUCAGGAGGGUGACUUGACCCCGGCUGACAUUGGGCUAGCCAGACUAAAUUUUGUAUGGGGUUAUAGCUGUACCAAAGGGUUUUAAAGGUGACAGAGGAUCAUGGGUUCCUGUACCUACAUGAUAUUGAGCUACACUCUCACAGACAUCAUGUGUUACUGUCUUGGCUGAGUCAAUUUGAAGACUCUUUUCCCUUUUAGAAAGGAAUUGUGUGUGUGGAGAGGCUCUCCUCAGAGCCCCCGGCCUCAGACUUACUCCAGGUAAACCAUUUUAUCUCCUCAACCCCGUCUCCCUCAUGAGGACACGGCUGAGGGAGGGCAGAUGGCCCUUGCAGUAGGUCCUCAAGAUUCCCGUGACGGUGAUGGGUCCUCAGAGGCCGUCUUUCCACCCAAGCACGCGGUGACGGGGUGGCCUGAGCCCACAGGGUGGAGGGAAAGCCACUGAGUUUUCAAUGCUUGGCUGUUUGAGAGUUUCUGUCACGUUGGUGGGUCCCUGGAUGCCAGAUGCUUCUGUACAUUAACAGAACGAGCCCGUGCCUUCUCCUGGUUCCAGUUUCUGGGGAAGAGUACUUAACACGGUCAGAGACAUUCCAGGAGGUGCUGCUUUAACACAAUUCUGUUCUAAGCAGCCUUGGUUCCAUAAACAAGACUGUUAGAUCACUUUAAAGCAGCCAUGUGACACACGCUAAAUCGAAGCCUUUGGCAAACCCAGUUUAUUUUUAUUUAUUUUUAACCUGAACUACCCUCUUGCUCCUGGGGCUCCAUACUCGUGCCUCCAGAACAUGGUUAAGUGUGAUACUUCGGCAAAGUCUGUAGAAAUUGUCUCACUGUCAAGGUUGACAGGGGAACCUGUCUCACUGUUGACACAGGGGUCUGCACACUGAUGGCUCCAUUGAUUGAUAUUACAAACCGUAAAACCAGCAGCGAGCAGUGUGGGAUGGUGGCUUGCUGGGGAGAGAUGAUAUCCUUUCAAGAAAGAUAGCAUUGGAUAGACUUGAUGCAGCAGGAUCAUGAGCCCAGCCUUGAUUGACAGAGGCAGGAGGCUUAUGAGUUUGAGGCUAGCCUGGGCUACAUAGCAAGGCCUUGCCUGUUGUGCUUUCCUGUCCCUUUAAGGGACAAGCUACGCCCACUGACCUCUUACCUCUGACCUGCUCCUCGCCAUCUUGCCCCUUCUCUCUCUCCCUCUCCCUCUCCCUCUCCCUCUUUCUCUCCCUCUCUCUCCCCUUCAAUAAAUGCUUUUAUGGCUACUUUCUGUGUCCAUGGGUCUGCUCACAACCGCCACGCAUUGGGAAUUCUGCCGCGUGGCUUCCCUCUGCUGCCGCUCGGGUGCCAGACUCUGGAGCCGGCACCCGGCACCACUGGGGACCCGCUGGAGCUUGCUGCUCCGUGAGCCCGCCGGGUGGGGGGAACCCCAAUAUUUUAGGAAUAAGAUUGCCUUCAGAACACCAAGGGCUUUGGCAGUAGCUUUGGGGUCACACUCUUGCCUCUCAUGUUCAUGGUUCUGGGUUUAAUCUCCAGUGGGGGUGGAGGGUGGACAGCCAACUGUUAGCCACCAAUAAGACUUAGCCCGAGUAACCUCUUGUCCUUAGCCAUGUGCAGCUAUUCUGAGGCCCCACUAGCCAUGACUGUUCACCAGUGGUCAGUGUGGCAAAGGGUCAGAGCUCCCCAGGACAGGAGCAGGUCUGUUUCAUAUUCCUGAGAGGCCAGUGGAACCUGUGGUGGGCUCAGGGCAGGCGGAGAAGGUUUGCUUGGUCAGCUGAUGGAAACCAGACCCUGGGCAUGAAAAGGCACCAAGGAAGAAAGGAUGGACACUAGUGGGAGGCCCCCUGGGAAUUCCCAAGCGAUGAGUUCCCGAGGCCGAGUUGCUCCCCUCAUGAAGGUGUCACGGGUUGUUCCCUGGACAUUCCCAGGAAGGUCCCUCAUCGGCGGAAUAUCCCUGGACGCUGAGUCUGUCACCCGACACUGUGUGCUGUGUAGCCCGGGCAGAGAGAGACAGUGUCCGGGUCACUGCUACUGAAUGUGCUGCCGGGGUCGGGGGCAGUGUCCCAGGAUGACGCCAUGGCCUCUCUGCGUGUUUAACUCCAUUUCCACUUUGAACUUUGACAAAUUAAACAAAACAAAACAAAAAAAAGCAUAAAACAAAAUUUCUUUUCCCGAGUGAGGUUGACCUGAAAGUUGCUCGCAUUUGUGUUAGCAGGAUUGUUUUGCUUUAUUCAGGCCUCAUUCUCAUCUGCUUGUCUGUUGCUCUGGAGUGAAGAGCUGAACUGUAAGCCGCCUCUCCUCAGUUGUGAUACACCUUGAGGUUUUCCUUGUUGAUUCGCUUUUGUUCACUUAAAUAAGAGAGAACUGAGCACAGCGUCUCAGAUCCCACAGCCUUAGUAUUCAGGACACCGAGACAGGAAGCUGACAAGUCCCAGGACAGUCUUAGAACUAAGUAACUAACAGAAUCAGAGUUGUUGCUUUCUGACCCAGAACAAGUGUGAGCACUCUGCCAGCAGCGGGGAGGUGCUGUGUCCUGAGAUGUGGCAUGGAAAGUGCAUUCAAAGUGUGGGCUGUCAUGAAGAACAAAGACCUUCUCAUAGUUAGAACCCGUGGCAUAGAGCGAGGUCCCCAGCGGGGUCCUUUCUGAAACAAGUACCUAGCUUCCUUCCCUUUUUGUUGGACCUAGAGAUAAAAUGUCUUUGAAGGUGGGGUGGGGAUGGAGCCAUCAUUCCAGUCGUCAACUGUGAUUUGUCCGUUUGUUUAUUUCGUUGGUUGUUUACCCGCUCUUGGUUGUACGUAUUGCAUGUGGUUUAUAAACUCAACACUGGCCUUUUUUUUUUUUAGUUCUGUUAUUAAAUUAUAUUUUUCUAUGUUCUAGGUAAUAGCAGACCUGGCUUUUUCUGGGUAACAGAGAUGGAUGGACCUGUAACUAUGAGACAAGAGUUCUAUUUUAGCACAAAAAGCAUUUUAUAUUAUUUAUUGAAUCCGUAUGUGUGUUCCCAUGGAAACCAUCUGUAUUUUACUGCUCCUUGUGAUCUGUAUAGUUUGUUAUUUAAAGAGAGAUGGCAGCCUUUUGUGUUGUUGAAACAAUAAAACUGAGCUCCGACGAGCAGCAGCGUGA
Molecule: messenger RNA, 6762 nt
Organism: Chionomys nivalis (European snow vole)
Lineage: Eukaryota; Metazoa; Chordata; Mammalia; Rodentia; Cricetidae
Gene: Grk3
Product: G protein-coupled receptor kinase 3
Exons: 21
Coding region: 104-2170 (688 amino acids)
Biological process (GO): protein phosphorylation; regulation of signal transduction; G protein-coupled receptor signaling pathway
Molecular function (GO): G protein-coupled receptor binding; G protein-coupled receptor kinase activity; ATP binding
Source: RefSeq, a predicted model, not a curated record